Peniophora sp. CBMAI 1063 is the source of this 1059-nucleotide messenger RNA. The record is from the annotation of a GenBank genome assembly. Lineage: Eukaryota; Fungi; Basidiomycota; Agaricomycetes; Russulales; Peniophoraceae.
AUGUCGGCCAACUCUACGGACGCUGCAUCCGCCGCCGCCGCGGCAGCAGCAGCGGCAGCGGCAACGGCAGCCGCCGCCAUCCCGGCACUCGAUGAGACGAUGGGCGCCUUCUACAUCGGCGUAGUGUUCAGUGCAUCACUGUACGGUGUGACGUGCUUGCAAACGUACCACUAUUACCACUCGUACCCCGGCGACGCAUUAUACAUGAAGGCGCUUGUCGGCAUCGUCUUCUUGCUUGACACACUUCACCAAGUGUUGAUCUCGCAUGCGGUCUACAUCUACUUGGUCACGAACUACUUCAACCCGGCGAUCCUCACCACCGUCGUCUGGAGUGUCGUUGCGGAGGUCAUGGUUAACGGCGUCAUGGCGCUGCUCGUGCAGUUCUUCUUUGUCUUCCGUGCAUGGAAGCUCAGCAACGGAAACUGGUUCCUGUCCGCUCCUAUCGCCGCCAUGUCGCUCGCCGAAUUCGGUGUCAUCACUGCCUAUGUUAUCAAGGCAGCGCCGUUCACCAACUACGCACAAGCGGCGUCGCUCAAGUCGAUCUCCUUGACCGUCAACGCGCUUACUGCCAUUACGGAUGUCGCGAUCGCACUUGUGCUCUGCUACCUCCUUCAGCAGUCGCGUACCGGUUUCAAGCGGUCGGACACACUCAUCACCAAGCUCAUCAUCUUCACGGUGAAUACCGGCUUACUGACCUCGCUGGACGCUAUUGCGUCUCUGGUCUCGUAUGCCGCGAGCCCCAACACAUUCCUUUACAUCUGCUUCUUCUUCGCCCUCGGAAGGCUGUAUUCCAACUCGCUCCUCGCAACGCUCAAUGUACGCCGUUCAUUAUCGGGCGGUUCCUCAGCGGGCGUCGAGAGCACAAGCAUCUCGCUUCAGGGUGUGCGCCCGUCGGCGACACAAACUGCGAACAUGAUGACCAGCAUGAGUAAGCCGCAACAUCAUGUGGCGAUCAAGGUCGACACGACACAGGAGUUUGCGCAUGAUGUCGACUCUUCCGAGCUCGCCGAGCUGCGCAAGGAGCAGGGCUAUGGCGUUGGCGCGUACAGCCCAGCAUGA